This is a messenger RNA of Schizosaccharomyces japonicus yFS275, 1521 nucleotides long. Its product is annotated as ubiquitin carboxy terminal hydrolase Ubp10. The record is from RefSeq and is a predicted model, not a curated record. Gene Ontology annotation, biological process: mRNA processing; spliceosomal complex assembly; protein deubiquitination. The transcript has 3 exons. Gene Ontology annotation, molecular function: cysteine-type deubiquitinase activity; zinc ion binding. Gene Ontology annotation, cellular component: nucleus. The coding region runs from base 1 to 1521 and encodes 506 amino acids. Lineage: Eukaryota; Fungi; Ascomycota; Schizosaccharomycetes; Schizosaccharomycetales; Schizosaccharomycetaceae.
AUGAACGAUUCUGAGGCCGCUAUGUCGGGUUCGUUGAAACGAAAAAGAAAAGACGAAAAUGAUCCUACAGAAUUGAGAACAGACAAAACCGAAAACUCCAAUGAUGUACAAACAAAAGCGAAAAACGCUUCUUUAGAAGCAUCAACAAAUGAUAACAACAAGUUUGAGGAUCUUUACCUUGAUACGAUCAAUCGGUCUAUGCUUGAUUUUGAUUUCGACAAGCUGUGCUCUGUUUCUCUUUCAAACUUAAACGUGUAUGCUUGCCUUGUUUGUGGAAAGUAUUACCAGGGUCGAGGACCAAAUUCGUAUGCGUAUGUACAUGCUCUUACAGAGAAUCAUCACGUCUUCGUAAACUGUUCUACGCUUCGUUUUUACAUUCUUCCAGAGUCUUACCAAGUCACGUCUGCCGCUUUGGAUGAUAUUAAGUAUGUAAUGCAACCAACAUACACAAAAGAGCAGGUUUCACAGCUGGAUGUGAAAGAAACAACUAGUUAUGACUUGGACAAAAAACCAUAUUUCCCAGGUUUUAUUGGAAUGAACAAUAUAAAACAAAACGAUUAUCUUAACGUAAUUGUACAAGCUUUGGCUCACGUAAAGCCUUUCCGGAACUACUUUUUGCUGACGGAUUUUUCCUCUUCUCCCUCCAUUGUCCAGCGUUUAGCAACUCUAAUCCGGAAAAUUUGGAACCCGCGAGCUUUCAAGAACCAUGUAUCGCCGCAGGAAUUAACACAGGAGAUUACUGUCUUGUCUCACAAAAAAUAUUCAGUCAAUGAACAACAGGAUCCAAUUGAGUUUCUUACUUGGUUGCUGAGUACGCUUCAUGUGGCAUUAGGAGGAAGCAGGAAAAAAGUAUUUUCAUUGAAACCGACUAGUAUCAUUCAUUACAUUUUCCAAGGUUGUAUACGAAUGGAGUCUCAAAAAAUACAUGCGCAAACUAGGGCGGGUGACCAUAUUGUCUUUGAAGCCGACCGACGCAUUGAGGUGAAUCUGGUACCUUUCUUAUAUCUUACACUUGAUCCACCUCCAAAGCCUCUGUUUCAGGACGAGUUUGAGGGAAACAUCAUUCCUCAAGUCUCCGUGUACGAACUACUAACAAAAUAUAACGGUGUGACAACACAGGAGCUCGCUGGUUUCCGUCGCCGGUUCCACAUCACUCAUGCUCCCUCUUAUAUCAUGUUUCACGUCAAACGCUUCACACGAAACAAUUACUUUCCCGAACACAACCCAACAAUUGUGACUUUCCCACUAGAAGGCCUGGACUUGGCACCAUACAUCGACAAAACAUUCCUAGAAAAGAACCCAAAACUGUCAACGAUUUAUAAUCUUUGUGUUAAUAUUGUACAUGAAAGCAUUUUCCAGGGAGAAAAUGAGUCGCAUGUAUUUAAGGUGCAGGUCAAAAACAAGGCGACCAACAAAUGGUACCAAAUCCAGGAUCUUUAUGUGGAGGAAGUUAGUAGUGAUCUAAUUAACCUUGGAGAGACAUACAUUCAAAUAUGGGAACGACAGACACGGUUGCCGUAA